Messenger RNA from Aspergillus udagawae, 456 nucleotides. RefSeq lists its product as uncharacterized. NCBI's taxonomy places the organism in Eukaryota, Fungi, Ascomycota, Eurotiomycetes, Eurotiales, Aspergillaceae. The transcript has a single exon. The coding region runs from base 1 to 456 and encodes 151 amino acids. The record is from RefSeq and is a predicted model, not a curated record.
AUGCGCAUCCCCGCUAUUGAGGUCGGACAUGAAUGCUACCCAGUUCCUAACGUGCCCGCUGGUGUCCAAGCAGGGUCGAACGCAACCUUCCAGAUCAUGUAUAGAUCCGAUGAACACGGAACCACCGAAGAUGAGACAUUCUACGCUUGUCCUGAUUUUACAUAUGCGCCGACGAGUCGAUUCACCGAUCAGGUGCCGAGCUUCAAUGUGGCGAAGUUCACUGCAGUCCCGACAGCCGCUUCGGCGGGUUCAAUCGCUACAACGGGAGCUGCUACUAGCUCGAUGGCCACCGAAAAAAGAUGCGAAAAAGCCUAUCUCUGGUCUAUCUGGUGGUGCCAUCGCCGGCAUGGUGGUUGGUUCGGUUGCUGCAGUACCAACUGGGGCCAUCUUGCUGUUUGGAUACAGGAGACUGCUACAGAAGUACAGGUUGAUGCGUUAGAACGCGUCGGCCCGUAA